AUGCGAGAACCACGCGAUUUAAUUGAUCCAGCUUUUCGUCAAUACUGGAACGAGCUACUCACACCCGACCUCCUCCAUCAGCUCAUCAAGGGCACAUUCAAAGACCAUCUUGUGGCGUGGGUCAUCAACUACAUCACGUUGACUGCGGAGAGCGAGCGUGAAGCAAAGCGGAUACUCGAUGAUAUCGAUCGGCGGAUCGCCAGUGUCCCCGCAUUUCCUGGGCUACGGCGCUUUCCGCAAGGGCGAAAUUUCAAGCAGUGGACGGGCAACGACUCGAAGGCACUCAUGAAGGCCUGUGCGAUCCGGUUUGUUUCUCGUAAUGUCUUCCUGCCGGUGCUAACCGGAUACGUUCCUGACAAGAUGAUACGCUGUCUUGAUGCGUUCCUCGAGUUCGCAUACCUUGCGAGGCGCCCCUCUCACGACACCACCUCCCUCGACGCCAUGGAUGCUGCGUUGGCACGCUUCUGCGAGCUUCGCUCAAUCUUCGUCGAGACUGGUGUGCGACCGAACGGUUUUGCGCUACCCCGACAACACGCACUUCUCCAUUAUACCCGGAUGAUCAAGCUCUUUGGGUCGCCCAACGGUGUGUGCACUUCAAUCAGCGAGUCGAAGCACAUCGCUGCUGUGAAGCGUCCUUGGCGUGCAUCGAACCGCAACAACCCGCUAUUGCAAAUCCUUCGCACAAACACACGUCUCACGAAGCUCGCUGCGCUACGUGUCGAGCUAGGCCGUCGUGGCUUGUUGCAUGGGGAUUUGAUCUCUUACGCCCUUCGCAAGGUGGGCCUCGCACCGCCGCAAGAUGCUCAAUUGGAGCGCGAAGAGCUACACGCAAAUGAACAAGAU
Trametes versicolor FP-101664 SS1 is the source of this 843-nucleotide messenger RNA. RefSeq lists its product as uncharacterized. The annotation marks the transcript as partial. NCBI's taxonomy places the organism in Eukaryota, Fungi, Basidiomycota, Agaricomycetes, Polyporales, Polyporaceae. The transcript is spliced from 5 exons. The record is from RefSeq and is a predicted model, not a curated record.